AUGGCUGCGCCGGCGGAUGGCACACAAGCCCAGGUCGACCGACUGGCGGCAGAUAUUCGACAACUCAAGGCGGAGCUGAAGGCUCAGGGCCUCUCGAACUCAAAGAUCAACCAGCACGAGGCGGUUCUCCAGAAGGUUCAAGAGCUCCAGUCUUGGAAGCAGCAGCUGUCCAGUGAUGAUCCGCGGCGGGAUGAAGCAUUCUUUGCGCGCCAGAAGCAAGAGAAUGAAGAGCUGGAGCACCGAAAGCAGGCCCAAGCUGCGCAACAGCGUGCAGAACUCAAGGCGGCUGAGGAGAGCGCUCCUAGCCCUUUGGUGCAAAGGAAGAUCUUCCACCUGUUCCAGCACACAGGAAGUGGCCCGACAUUUCGCUACGAGCCUCCGCCGCGGCUGAACACCAAAGACUGUGGCUUUGGCAAAGGCCCAGAGCCCUUCCCUGCCGUCUAUGUCACCGAGAAGUGGGACGGGACCACGAUGCAGGCGACCUCCACCCACAUCUUCAAGCGCUUGGACUUGUGGGGGCCGCUGCCCUAG
This is a messenger RNA of Symbiodinium sp. CCMP2592, 531 nucleotides long. The record is from the annotation of a GenBank genome assembly. NCBI's taxonomy places the organism in Eukaryota, Dinophyceae, Suessiales, Symbiodiniaceae.